UGAAUAUGGUUUUUGGGAAUUAAGUAACGUAAUUCUUUUUCAGUAUAUGUUUGACGGGUAUAAAAAAAAAAGAAAAAAAAAGGUAGGUAAAUGAUAAGAGGGAGGAAUUAUAUUUUUACCUGUUGAUUAUUUUCAUAUAUGUUUUUGUUGCUUUCAAGUGUAUUACACUUGUCUAACUGUGUUUCCAUGAGUAGGUUGGAAUUCUAUUUUCAAGAACAAAUUCUAUGAUUCAAUCACAAGCAAAACCACAUCCCAAAACCAUGGCUAAACAAGAGUUGGAGAAAGAGGAGGAGGAGGAGAAGAAGAAGAAUGGCACAAAAGAGAGGCCUAACAAGAAGGAAGUCAUCAUCACCGUCUAUGUUGAAUCACCAUCACCAUCAUCAGCUUCCCAUUCCCAUCAGAAAACUGAUCAGUUUAAGAAGAUUAAGCCCAACCAGAACUCCCGGAAGCCUCAUCAGAUGGCAAAAACAGGCGGCUAUGAUCGCCGGGCUCACCUCCUUGCUUAUGCUCAAGAGCUAAGAACAACUGGUGGUUCCCAGCAGGUGCAAUGGCCUAAGAGUGGUUCAAAGCCUAAGCUGAGGCAGGUGGGUGGCAAAAGGUUCACAACUCCAGUGAGACUCAGAAGAACAAAAAACAAAUGGAGAUAUCAGCGCUUAGUCCCAGAAGUAGACAUAUCGUGCAAUCCCAAAUCCAUCAUUUGCGGGAACAAAAAGGCCACUGGAUCAGAACCCAAUUCUAACUUUUUGAGGAAAUUAAGGGGUGUAGUGAAAGGAUUGUCAUGGCACUGCAACAAAGGGUCCAAAGUGGCUGAGAAAAAUCAUGCUGUUUGAUCUGGGUUGUUCAAUUACUUUAUGAUCUGGGAUGUUCAUGUACUUAAUUCAGAUGAAAAUAUUAUUUACUUGCUUGAA
Messenger RNA from Prunus persica (peach), 908 nucleotides. RefSeq lists its product as uncharacterized. The transcript has 3 exons. The coding region runs from base 225 to 830 and encodes 201 amino acids. The record is from RefSeq and is a predicted model, not a curated record. Lineage: Eukaryota; Viridiplantae; Streptophyta; Magnoliopsida; Rosales; Rosaceae.